AUGGAUAGCUUCGUCAACUUCGUGAAGGAGAAGUGCGGGCCGCUUUUCCCAAACCAAGGCGUCUUCCUGGAUUUGGGCAGCGGCGUCGGGAAGAACUGCUUAGCGGCAGCACUGCUCCAUCCCUUCCAGAAGAUCAUUGGCGUCGAAGCGCUUCAGAGCCUUAACGACGUGGAGACGGCAGUGCAGGCGAAGUUUGCAGAGGUAGAACUUCCCGAGGGCAUGACCAAGCCAGAGCUGAGCUUCGUGAAGGGCGACUUCGUAGCAGAGUUCGACUCGGUCUUGGAGACCAUUGCGCCUGAGGUGACAUUUGCUGUGGUGGUUGCCACCACUUUUGGAGACCCGGAGAUGCAAGCAGUGGCCAAGCUCGCGCAGAAGAUGCCGGAAGGCGCGUCUCUCGUCACAGUGACACAGAAGUUGGAGGACUCUCUUGUCGUUGACGUGAACCGGGAGCCGCGGAAGCGCCGGGCUCUGGCGACGAGAAAGGCGCUGGCGCAGCGCGGAGUGGAGCCAAAAGGCAUUGAGAUAGAGCUGGAACCUGCUGAGAACGACCCGAACGGCUGGAGGUUAAAGCACUCGGACUCGGUGGAGCUGGAAUGGGGCACUACAUCCUGUUACUUGUACAAGAAGUACACCUACCCCUUCUGCGACGUGGGUGACAUCUGCAUGGCUGCGCCACUUCCUGAAGUUGAGGACCAGACCGUGGCUCCAGCCUACUACGUCGGACCUACAACUGUCAGGUAUAUGGAUGACCUGGCCGAGAAGGCCGUUGAGGUCAGCAAGGUCUACCCGUUCUGCGAGGAGAGCCGAAAGAAGGCGGUAAAGCUGUAUCUUCAGAAGGUGGAGGCAGAGAAAGCCAAGGCUGCCCAGGGCGACGAACUUGUGGCCCAAGCAGUGGCCAAAAUUAGGGAGGAGAAGGAGACCUUUGCGCAAGAUGGCAAGGUGCCCUACAAGCUGGACGAGGGAUCUGACACGCUGGCAAUGCUGUCGAAUCUGAUGUCCGCGUACGGCCUGCCGGAAGACGAGAAGGUCAACAACUUGGUGGGAGAGCGGUGGAUUGCGGGCUGUGAGGAGCUGGAUCCCGACACCACAGGCACAAUCGCCGAAGACCAGCUUGUGUCAGCUUGGCAGAAGGUGAAGGCUGCGCUGGUUGGCGUGGUUGAAGGCAAACUCGAAGAGCUUCGCAGUUAA
Molecule: messenger RNA, 1188 nt
Organism: Symbiodinium pilosum
Lineage: Eukaryota; Dinophyceae; Suessiales; Symbiodiniaceae
Source: the annotation of a GenBank genome assembly